GGUAUAUGGAGCUGUAUCCAUGGUGUUCAUAUAGAUAUGAAGAAGAAAACGCCUGAGCUAGACUUCAGUCCUCAAGCCAACAUGCUGCACUUGCUUAAGUCUGCCAAAUCAAUCGCUAUGUCUUCGCCCAAACGCAACACUGUCCUCCUACAACCGAGCAUCCUAGACAUGAUGUCAGGAAAAGGUAACUCACUCCAUAGUCUGCCUCAGAAGGGUCCUGGUCUCUAUAGCAACGCUGCAGGUCCACAGGGAUUCCUGUCAUUGUCCGGGAGACAUAAAAACCACCUUAAUAACGCUGCACCAUUUCCCGGACAACCGAAAGGCCCCACUCACCAGACCAGUCCCAACAAACCUCAGCUGUCAAUCACUAAUGACAAUGGCCAGAACCGCCUUCCAGGGCCAGCCAUCACUGCAUCAAAGCCACGAGCCCUGUGGAAGAAAAGCGUAGAGACACUGAAGACUCAACCAAGUGUCGUUUCUCCGGGCCAGAGCCCCACCCCUGCUUCAGGGAGCAGCGGACCUCCAGCUAUGAAGAGCCAGCGCUACCUGCCUGAAGAUCCUCAGCACUCCGACAUGUCCGAGUGUUCGAGUCGACCACCUUCACACAAAGAUUCGGACUCCAUGGCCGUGAGGGGCGGGUUCAAGCCGAUCAAUCAGCUGAGGAAGAGGGGUGGAGGUGGUGGUGGAGGCGGAGGAGCCAAGAUUUACUCCAUUGACUCUGACCAGGCAAGUCUGCAGUCAGUUCCUCCAUACCAGAGAGACAGCCAGGGGGGAGGUGAUGACCGUAGUUACCCCCCUGACCUCUUUCCACCUGACAGCACUUACUUACACCAGUCGGAUGCGCCGAUCAUGCAGCUGAGCGCCAGCCUACUGCACCACAGCCACAGCGCAGAGGCUGACCUGCACUCCCUGAAGGACAAGAAAUACAGUACCUACACUCACAGCAGUGUAAAGGACAAGCCUGGGGGUUCAUUUGAUGCUCCAGCUGGGGGUUCGGGGACACAAGGCACCAGGCCAGGUCAUUGUCGUACCUGCCUAACCAAGCUCAGUGGUUACUCUGGCCUGUACACUGUUCGUUCGCCGCAAACUCGCUGUGAUGCUUGUGCCCACCUUGGAAACCUGUACGACAUCAGCGAGGACCACCUUCACUCGCACUACUCCCAUACUCACCCGCACAGUGGGGACAUGUUUACUCACUACCAUCCCCAGAGUGAGCUGGGCCUGGUGGGCGAAGGAGACGGACUUGUCAGCCACUUCGAGCCCACCCCCUCCUCACCGUCGCCCAUCCCCACCUCCUCGUCCGCCCAGCAUCUCCAGCUGAGUCGUCAGCACUCCUAUGAGAACAUGCUUCCAGAUGGCGUUCCGGAGCGGCAGCCGCAACCUCACGYCCACAUGAGAGGACUGAGCUUGCCUGACAGGGACCGGGACAGGGAACUGACCCUGGACGAUGGGGCUUAUGCCAACGUUCUCACUAUGCGCUCCGAUCGUCCAUACAGCAGCCGCAGCCCACCCUCUCCGUCCCCCUCCCACCACCACAGUCUGGACAUCCCCAUGCCUGUGCCCCGGCGCUCAAAAAGCCUUCUGCCUGAUCGUCCGUCACACAACCCUUUCCUGCAGUCGGCCCCCGGCACAGCACAACGAGACCCCGCCUCCCAGGCUGCCACUCGCCUGCCGCAGAGGAGUUCCACCCACGACAUCUACAAGCAGAGGAUGCCUAUGACGCUCACACUUGGUAACCAUGGCAGUCAUCACAUCAACCAGCACRGCGGCCAUGUCGACCAACAGGUGUUCUACUCUCAGCAGGAGCCUCCUGUGGUAGCCUACAUGGUUCCACCUGCAGCUUCUCAGCCAAUGAGCUAUGUGACAGCACCUCGAGCCUCGAGCGCAGGUGGCAACCGACCCCGGCUUUACCGCCGCAUGCCCAGCAUUGAGUCGGAUGUCUGAGAGACAACAACAACACACUUCAUCUCACGGAGACACGCUAACACACGAGCAUGCAAGGAAAGGGUGUGUGUUACUGGACCAGGCAGUCUCUGAUUCUAAGCACAUACUGGAAAACACACACAGAGACACACACAGACACACACACACACACACACACACACACACACACACACAAGUGAAAGACAGAAAGGUCAGCACUAGACUAAAAGAUAAACAAUGAUGCUGAAUAAAUACAUCAUUGUUUCUUUAUUAAACCCUCUUUAAGGAAGCGAAGCGGGCCACAGGGACACCUGGAGGCACAAUACGAGACAAGUGUGUGUGAGUGUCAGUGUGUGUACUAGCCCCAAGCUGUGGGCAACAGGGCACAAACUGACAACGUGUCUGACGAGGCAGAUGGAAGUCCUGGUGGAAUAAGAGGGGACACUGUACUUGGAGUCUAACGCUAACAGUGGGAUCUAAAGGCGACUGUGUUCGAAAGACCAGCCAACCUGUCCCGCCAUCUCGUCAGCCUCUUGGAGAUAAAGUGGUCACUGAAAAUCUAUUUCUUUCUGAGAUCACACAUUCACACACACACUCGAGUCCCCUAAACCACCCCCUUUACUUCACCCCAUCUCCAGGAGUCUCCUGUUGCACUAUGAUUUCUCCAGUCAACCCAUAAUGUUGUCUGAGCCUCCUAACUGCACUGCCGGCAUGGCUUAAAGAGUAGUCAACGACACUAAAAUAAUCCUCGACUUGAAUGGAAAUUGCUAUCCAAGUAAGACUAGACUGGAAGGCAGGAGUCAGGAAACACAUCUAAGUAGUCUGUGAGCUCCUGCCUUGAGAUGUACAAACACUUGAACACACACGAACACAAUAAAAAAAAAAAAAACAGAUGCUAUGUCUGUUUUCAAGGGAAAGUUAAAACUUUAGACUGUUUGCUAUUGUUGAUGUUAGCUAAAUGAACAUUCCAAAAAAGAAAAAAAGAAAAAAAAACAAUGGUGGACCAAACCUGGCCACCAGUCAAAGCCUCUCAGGAUGAGAGUGUGUGUUCUAGUGUUUCUAGAUCUAAAGACAAUACAGUACAGCAUCUUUGCUUCCUCUCUUAGCUAACCUUCAGGUCUUACUGCAUGCUUCCUACUGCCCUGUGUUACAGUUAAACUCCAAUACAGGGUCAUAUAUGCACACAUUUACACCCGCACAAACAACACAUGCACAUACACGUACACACACGCUCAUACGCAGUAGUCUAGGAUCAUAGAUUAGAGUGGGUGGGUGUGUGAAGCUAUCAGAUAGCUUCUCUCUGUGCACUUUGUAGAUUUUGUACCCCCGCCACCCACACAGACGUUUGACCAAAAACACUUUUGUAUUGAAAGAUAUGARUAUUCUCAAUCACUCGCUGGAUAGAUGUUUUUCCUUACUUUUUAUUUUUUAUUUUAUUUCUCUUUACCGUUGGGUUUUAGAGCAUUUCUAAAGGGCGCCGCUCUUUCAGUUUUCCAGAAGCAGGAGUUUUAYGGUAUCAUGCAAACAGUACACACAACACAGACUCUUAAUGUUUCUCUCCUCUUUUUUCUAUUAUUCUUAACUUUUCUUAUCUCUCCUUCUAACCUUUCCUCCUUCUCUCAUCAGAUCAUUUUUGUUUAUUCUCUCGAUAGCUUCCUCUUGCUCUUUUCCUGCUUCCUACUGUAGAGUAGCUAAAAUAUCAAAAGAGUAAAGUUCAGUCUUGGUGUUUUAAAAAAAACUCCACAUGUUGCUGAAAAUCACGUAAUAUCAGUAGUUGUGAGGAUUCAUCCAAUUUAACGCCGUCUUUUAUAGGAGACAGUGUUGUUUCUAAUAACUUUCUAUGUAAUACAAAAAAAAUAAAUAAAUUUGAGGCCUGUUUGAUGUUUUUUCGUGGUGAAUUUUCAGACAUGAGUGUAUCGCUGGAGCAGUUUUGACUCAUCAAAUAAAUACUCCUAGACUAGCGUCCCAAAUGAGCGGCGGUGAUGGCGGCUCUUUCUGUUGGCGAGAAACACGACGCUGCAUUUUGACGGAGUGGGGCGCAUGGCAAAGUGGAGUUUGUAAAGUGACUCGUUACAGAGGCAGCACACACACGUGCGAGCUCGCACUCGACAAGCUGGCAAAGUGUGUAUGAGUGUUUUAGAAAUCCAUAAUCUACUGAGUAAGGGCAUUGAUUUUUCAGCACAAGGAUUUUGAUGGAAACUGGACUUGAUAUCCCAUUAGCUGAGUGUCUGUCUCUAUUCUCUCUUUUGCUACUCUCUUUUUUCUCUCUCGCACAUGAACAAACACACCCACUUAUAUACAGUACAUUAGCCACAAAGAAUGCAAGACAGUCUGAAUCAAAAACAGAAGAAAAGAAAAUGCACCUUUAAACGGUGAGCGCUGCCCCUCUUUUUGAUAAUCUUAACAGGUUUGUUGUGUGAGUUAUAUGCACAAUAUCAGGUUGCAAUAUUAUACUUCUGUACAGAAAAAUCUUUGUUUUAAAUGUUAGAAAUUGAGUUCUUUUUGUUUGAUUUGAAUGGUAUUAAGUAUUAAUCUCAUUUCAAAUACAACGUGGCUUUUUUAAAAUUCUGCUUCUGACAAAAAGAAAAAAAGAAAAAAAAAAGAAAAAGGCAUGUUUUAGAUUUUUCUGUGAUUUUAUUUCCCUGGAGUGUUGCUGGUUGGGACUACACUGUACAGUCGUCACUACUGGGUUAACUCCUAGUUAACUAUGUGGGGUCAGCUAACCUGUUAACUCAACACACAUCGCUGGGUCUUUCAUCUGAAUCCCACUCAAUGACUGUCCAGCCUGUGUGGUUGAAACAAAAACCCCAUCCCACCCACAGUGUUCUCCUCCACAGCUAGUCUGAGUUUUUCCAUGUUGGAGUGUGAGUGUGUGUGCAUGUGUGUGUUUAGUGUGCUUGUCUGUGUGUGUGGGUGUGUUUUACACUGUGCAGGCAUUUGUAUAAAACAGAGAAUGUGUGUAUUUAGAGGUUGUGUGUGUGUGGGUGCGUGUCCUAUUUGGUAUACUCUCUUUCGUCCCACACGCAACAUUUGACCUUGCUGUUACCCAUAUUACAGUUACACACACACACACAAACAUGCGUGUGUAUGUCCUGGUUAUGAGAGCAUGUAGAGGUUUUGUAUGUCCACCCUCACACAUAUUUUUACACCACCUUUUUUGUUAUUUAUUUGUUUGUUUUCUUGAUUUCAUUUUAAUUGCAUGAUGUACUACUUGUGUUUCUGGUGGUACCUAUUUUGCUGCAACACAUUUUUUGUUUUAUUUUGUUUUUUACCCUGAGAUGGACCUUCUGAGCUACAUGUACCAACAUGUACCCCCUCCACCCUGACUGUACCAACUUCAAUCAUUGUGGCUCCUGGCCGUGAUGUGAGCGGCGCGGCACAUGACUGGCUCUCGCACAAUGCCAGCCGCCGUCGAGAAAUAUGUUCAAAUAUGGUUCCAGAAAGUCGAGAUUUUUAGAUUGGCCUCACUGUUCGUGUGUACAGUAUUGAGUAGAAGGGGUAUGUUGGUGUGUAGUCCUGUGGGUCUCCCUGCUGUGUAUCAAACUUGUGUAUAAGUUCAGGGGUUUCAAAGCUAUAGUUGUGUUGUAAAUACUACCUUAUCACUCAGUACCUCUGUACAAUCUGUAAAUAAGUAAAGGUUACAUUUUUCUAA
Austrofundulus limnaeus is the source of this 5575-nucleotide messenger RNA. Its product is annotated as glutamate receptor ionotropic, NMDA 2A. NCBI's taxonomy places the organism in Eukaryota, Metazoa, Chordata, Actinopteri, Cyprinodontiformes, Rivulidae. The record is from RefSeq and is a predicted model, not a curated record.